AUGGAGACCUUUCAUGUAAAACUACUUUCCCUACUAUUCAUCCUUCUAAACUCGGUUUGUUCCACAACUUCAAGCUCCAUUUCUGAAAGCUUUGUUCAAUGUUUUUCCUCCCACAUUCAGAACACCAACUUCAGCAAUGAAAUCAUUCUCACCAGAACCAGUUCUGCUUACCCUUCAGUCUUAGAUUUUUCCAUACAAAACCUCAGAUUCUUGAACAAUUCCACACCAAAACCAGAGGUCAUCAUUACUCCUUUUGAUGAUACUCAUGUUCAAGCAGCUGUUAAUUGCUCCAAGCGUAUUGGCAUACAGAUUAGAACACGAAGCGGGGGCCAUGACUACGAAGGCCUAUCUUAUGUAUCAAGAGACCCUUUCGUCAUCAUUGAUCUUAUCAAUCUUCGUUCUAUCGAGGUUGACAUAAAGAAAGAGAGUGCUUGGGUCCAAGCAGGCGCUACUCUUGGAGAGGUGUAUUACAACAUUGCACAAAAGAGUAACGUCUAUGGCUUUCCAGCAGGGACUUGUCCAACAGUUGGUGUUGGAGGACAUAUCAGUGGAGGUGGAGUUGGAACCAUAUUCCGAAAAUAUGGUCUAGCAAGUGACAAUAUCAUUGAUGCCAAAAUUGUAGAUGUCAAUGGCAGAAUUCUAGACAGAAAGGCCAUGGGAGAAGAGCUCUUUUGGGCUAUAAGAGGAGGAGGAGGAUCAAGCUUUGGGGUUAUUCUAGCAUGGAAACUUAGACUGGUUCCUGUUCCCCCAACUGUAACAGUUUGCGAUAUUUCAAAGACAAAAGAACAAGGUGCAAUGGAACUUCUUUUGAAAUGGCAAGACAUUGCAGACAAGUUCCCGGAAGAUCUUUACGUACGUUCUGUAAUAGGAAGUGGUAGCAACACUAUUACAGUUGAAUUUCUUUCCUUGUUUCUAGGGCCAUUAAACCAAGCUGUGAAGGUGAUACAAGAAAACUUUCCAGAGUUGGGUUUAGAAAGCAGCCAUUGCACCGAGAUGAGUUGGAUUCAGUCUGUGUUGAGCUUUGCUGUCUACUCAAUAGACGAAUCCUUAGAGAUUUUGCUGAAGCGCCGGCAGUUCAGCUACUUCUUCAAAGCAAAAUCAGACUUUGUGACUGAACCCAUCUCAGAAGCUGGCUUCGAAUGCCUGUGGAAAAUUCUGCUUGAAGCAAACACAUCCUUUAUGAUAUUGACACCAUAUGGAGGAAAAAUGAAUGAGAUUUCCGAGUCCGAAACUGCUUUCCCACACCGAAAAGGAAACAUAUAUGAAAUCCAGUAUAUGGUUAUUUGGGGUGAUGUAAAGGAUACUGAGAAGUAUGUUGGAUUCAUGAGAAGGUUGUAUGCAUACAUGGCACCAUAUGUAUCAAAGUCCCCUAGAGCUGCCUAUUUGAAUUACAGAGAUCUGGAUUUGGGGAGGAACAAUUAUGGGAAGACAAGCUAUUCACAAGCAAGCAUUUGGGGUUUGAAGUACUUCAAGAACAACUUCAAGAGACUUGUUCGUGUUAAGACAUUGGUUGAUCCCGGCAACUUCUUUAGGAAUGAGCAAAGCAUCCCUGUACUUUCAUCUAGUAGAAAAUAG
Molecule: messenger RNA, 1575 nt
Organism: Argentina anserina (silverweed cinquefoil)
Lineage: Eukaryota; Viridiplantae; Streptophyta; Magnoliopsida; Rosales; Rosaceae
Product: tetrahydroberberine oxidase-like
Exons: 1
Coding region: 1-1575 (524 amino acids)
Molecular function (GO): FAD binding; oxidoreductase activity
Source: RefSeq, a predicted model, not a curated record